UUCGGGCAUCUGUUGGUGCUGUGUUAAGAGCUUAACUUCGAACAUGUUUUGAAGUCUGAAAAAAAACAGCAGCUAGUAUAAAUAUAACAAAAAUUUCAAGCAAUUCCUCGAGAAAGUCUGAGUUUCAGCGCUCCUCAGAGCGCCAGCCAAAUUACGUUUGUGUUGCGUUUCAAAAUUAUUGGUUAAACUGAUAAAUAUUAUCCAUCCAUUAAUCCAUUGAUCUAUCCAUUCAAUUAAGCCAUGUUACGGGCAGGCCGCGGUCACCAGGACGGCUCAAGUGAGGAGCGCAUGUGCUGGAUCUGCUUGAAUACAGAAGGGGGGACCUUGCACCACGACUGGCUGCAGCCGUGUCGUUGCCGUGGCACCAACAAGUGGGUGCACGAGGCUUGCCUCAGCCGCUGGAUUGAUGAGAAGCAGCAAGUCAACCCGGACGCUCCGGUGACCUGCCCCCAGUGCUACACCGAGUACAUUAUUGUGAUGCCACCAGUUUGCCGUUUUGAUGCAAUGCUCGAGAGUGUGGAGAGGACGUACUGUCUGCUCUGUCCUAGCAUUCUGAUGGGUAUGCUGGCCACUGUUGUGUAUAUGGCAACGCUCUCCUACGGAGCGCUUACACUUCACCAAAUAGCUGGCUACGAUACGAGCAUUCAGCUGAUGAAAGAGGAUCCCACUUUUUUGUUGAUCGUUUUGCCAUCGGUGCCAUGUGCCUUGUUGCUGCUGCGCCGUUUUGACUGGGAUAACUGGAUGGUGCGCUGGCUGCGCCGUCAACACCGUCAGUCUGUGGCAUUGGAGCAUUAUGAUGAGCAGGGGGAUCUACUGCCUGGCGCUCCGCUAACCGAUGAAUAUUUUGAUAGUCUGGAGCCGGUCGAUGAGGAUGAAAUGAUGCAGGCCGGUACCAUGAAUUCGGAGAAUAUUGAGCGAGCCACAUGCCGUGUCUGCACGGCCCUUAGUCUGCCCACCUUUUCAGUACUCAUUGGGCAGACUCUCUAUGGCAAUGUGAACAGCAAAUUGUUAAGCAUAGUGUUGGGAGCCUUCACCUUCGAGGCUGUUAAGGGGUUGAUCAGCGUCUAUUUGCGCCAAUGCCAGUAUUAUCGCCGACGUUAUCGUAGUGUACUCGACUACACCACAGAGAACGUCCAGAUGGCCGGCAGAACCAUCUAGUUUCGCUAAAAAUCAAUCCAUCACAUGUUAAUUUUGAUGUUUAAAAUAAAAUUUGUAAUUCCAACGGAAA
This is a messenger RNA of Drosophila arizonae, 1228 nucleotides long. Its product is annotated as E3 ubiquitin-protein ligase MARCHF5. The record is from RefSeq and is a predicted model, not a curated record. Gene Ontology annotation, molecular function: zinc ion binding. Lineage: Eukaryota; Metazoa; Arthropoda; Insecta; Diptera; Drosophilidae.